Molecule: messenger RNA, 392 nt
Organism: Suillus paluster
Lineage: Eukaryota; Fungi; Basidiomycota; Agaricomycetes; Boletales; Suillaceae
Exons: 2
Coding region: 54-392 (112 amino acids)
Source: RefSeq, a predicted model, not a curated record
ACUCACUGACUUAGCGGCAACUGAUCGACAUACCGAUAAGUGGUAACGAAGCCAUGCCAAACCAACUAGAACCCGCAACAGUGAUGAUGCUGGACUGCAUCACUGAUGACGAUGUGGGGCGGAAGCUUCGUGUUGCAGGGCGGAUGCUCACGUAUGACCAUUCUACCGCGCUCGUGCUCCUCUCAUGUUCCUCCCAUGGACUUCUGGUAGACGUGUCCCUCGUAAUCGAUCCCGAUGCGGUACUUUCUACUGAGAAAUGGGGCGGAACGCUUGAUCCAAGUGUUGACUAUAACUGGAUGCGCGAACGUAAAGCAUGGGUGUGGGUCAUCGGGUGGUUGGCGAAGUCUGAGGUGGGUCGUGUCCAGUGCACGUUGUGCAUCUGCUUUAGCUGA